This is a messenger RNA of Zootoca vivipara (common lizard), 4677 nucleotides long. RefSeq names its product HCLS1 binding protein 3 (gene HS1BP3). The record is from RefSeq and is a predicted model, not a curated record. Lineage: Eukaryota; Metazoa; Chordata; Lepidosauria; Squamata; Lacertidae. Gene Ontology annotation, molecular function: phosphatidylinositol binding.
UUCGAAUCCUGCCGACUACGGCGCGGAUUUAUUUUUCAAAGGGCCAAACUUUUAAUUGAAGCGCCUUGAUCCUAGCAGGGCGGGGGUUUCCCGGAAGAACCAGGAUGGGGCCGCCAGAGGCAGCGUAAGCCCAGCUCUUGGGAAGGGAAACUCGUGACACUCCGAUCUCCUCCUCCUCCUCCUAUUCUCCAGCCUUGCAACAGCAGCGGCACUUUCGCUGCGCGCAACUCGAGUCCCAGCAAAGUCUGCGCUGCGCCGGUGGAGCUUUGGCGACGCCAUGCAGCCCAGCUCGGGGCCUGCCGUGCUGGUCACCACCAGACCUCUUCAAAACACCCACACAGGGAUCGAUCUGUCCGUUCCAGAGUACCAGGAAAUCCGGGGAAAGAUGAUGUCAGGCCAUGUGGAAUAUAAUAUUGUCGCCGUGACGCAGCUGCCUGCUUUCAAAUCAUCAAAGCACAAGCCAGAAGACAUAAUUCAGUUUAUGGUCUCAAAGAAGUACAGCGAGAUUGAGGAGUUUUAUCAGAAGCUGGCUACACGUUACCCACAAUCCUCUCUGCCACCACUGCCAAGGAAAGUGCUGUUUGUUGGGGAGUUUGACAUCCGGGAACGGAGAGCUGCCUUUAAUGAGAUCAUGAGAUCCAUUUCCAAAGACACAGAUCUAGCAACAAGUCCCGAGUUAAUGGAAUUCCUAGGAACCAGACCCACCGGCGCCACGGACAUCAAAAGUAAAAACCUCCCCAAUGCGGAAGACAAGGAUGACGAAAACGAAGCCUUUGAUUUCUUCAAAGAGGAAAGGACGCCUGACCCCAUUCCCCUGUUCAAAUCCUCGAAAGAGCAGGAUGUUAAAGAGAGAAAAGAAAAAGAGGAAGAGGAGGACGGGGAUGAUGAUGAUGGAGACCCACUUGGUGUUAUCAAAUCUAAAAAGGCUGAGAAACCCACGCUUCCUCCAGCCAAAGACGGGAAGCCCAAGUUAACGAUUUUUGAUGAAGAAGCCGUUCCCGACGAAGGACUGUUUGGCUCAGCUCAAGGGUUUUCUUUCAGCGGCAGCAAGAGGAUAUUGGCAGCCGAAAAAAAUCUGAAAUUGUUUGAAGAUCCAGACCUUGGUGGAGUGGUAACUCUGGGUGACUUGCUGCUGUUGCCUACUGCCUGUGCAAGCACAGAACAUGCAUUAAGCAGUAACCUUGAGGAGGACACCGAGGAGCUAUUGAGAGUGGAAGAGGAUUUUGAGAAGAUGUGGAAACUCAGCUCCAAGCCCAAGCUGCCACCUAAGCCAACGUUACCAAAGAAGCCAGCAGUAACUGAUGCAAAACCCCCAUUGUCCUCAGCCCCCAAAACAAAGCCAACGGAAGUAAAGGCUCAGACCAUGGGCGAAGUAGAUAUCCUCCAGUACAUUCAAGAAAACGAAUCCAUCAGCAGUGAAGAACCAAGACUGUUCUGAAACACACACUAUGCCAGACUUUUUCCUUUAGGAAGAACUUCCAUCAGCCUUCUGCGUCUGGUUGGACAGAGCAGGCUUUGGCCCAGCACCCUCGGUUGACAGCUUGCCUGCUGGUUCAUUAUGGCAAAGAGAGCAGAUUUGUAAGGAGCAAAUCAAUGAAUGGCUUGUGUGUGUUCUGACCGCAGAGCAGCUGGGAUCAGAUCAAAGAUGCCUUAUGUUUUUUUUCAGGGAGUUUCAAGAGCGAAGCUAGAAUUUUGUUGAAAGUGAGAGUGCUAUCUUGUUUUGUUUUGUUUUGUUUUGUACUACAGUUGUAGUUCAAACUGUUGAAAUAUGUUAAUACAACAUAAUUUCGGGCAAAUUGAUUAUUUGAGAGGUAGAGGGGAUAAAAGGAGCGGACUUAGUAAGGUGGGUGAGUAAAGUAAAAUAACUUUAUUUUCUUAAUUGGAAAUAGUUUUAACUGCUUCUCCUUGUCCCUAGAAUCAGAGAAUUGUAGAGUUGGAAGGUAUCCCAAGGGUCAUCUAGUCCAACCCCCUGCAAUCCAGGAAUCUCUGCUAAAGCAUCCAUGACAGAUGGCCAUCCAAAUUCUGCUAAAAAAAACCUCCAAGGAAGGAGAGUCCACAACCUCCUGAGGGAGACCGUUUCACUGUCAAACAGUUCUUAUUGCCAGAAGGUUUUUCCUGGUAUUUAGUUGGAAUCUCCUUUCUUGUAACUUGAAGCCAUUGGUUCGAGUCCUGGAGCAGAAGAAAGCAAGUUUGCUCCUUCCUCCAUUUGACAGCCCUUUAGAUAUUUGAAGAUGGCUCUCAUAUGUCCUCCUAGCCUCUUCUUUUCCAGGCUAUAAACAUACACAGCUCCUUCAACCAUUCUUCAUAUGGCUUGGUUUCCAGAUCCUUGAUCGUCUUGGUUGAGAGCCAGUGUGGUGUAGUGGUUAAGAGUAGUAGACUUGUAAUCUGGUGAACCGGGUUCACGUCUCGCUCCUCCACAUCCAGCUGCUGGGUGACUUUGGCCUAGUCACACUUCUCUGAAGUCUCUCAGCCCCACUCACCUCACAGAAUGUUUGUUGUGGGAGAGGAAGGGAAAUGAGAAUGUUAGCUGCUUUGAGACUCCUUCGGGUAGUGAUUAAGUGGGAUAUCAAAUCCAAACUUCUUCUUCUUAGUUGAAAUAUCUCCUUGAAACAACUUUGAUUGGCUACAGGGCACAUACAGCAUCCCCCCCCCAGACGCAUAUUGCCCCAUAUUUAUGGUGUUUAUAUGUAUAUGGGGUGUCCAAGUGCUUCUUCAUGAGAAGCACUAGAUUUUCUAUUCUGAUCAUAGUUUGCUGUGGUGUAUUGCAGACUCUGCUCAAUAGCCAGAGUUUCAGGAGCAGCUUGUUACGUAGCAGGAAAAGGGAGGGGGAAAUGUGGGAGUUUUGAUCAUAGCAUCUGGUUUUCAUCUCUUCAUCUCCAUUUUUAGGGCUAAGGUGCAGACUUCUUUUUACAAGCUGAAAUUUUCACAUUUCUUGCUAUCGCUUUGGGUGAGGAGAGAUUAAGUUGGAUAUGGAACAGUGUAAGCUAAAAGCCCCGUAAAUCCAUCUCUGCCAACGUUCACGAGCAUUUUGUGAGUUUAUUUAAAAGCUGCCGCUUUAUAGAUGUCAAGCCCUUGAUAUAGAUGCUUAUGCUAUUUGUAAGAGGGUUGAGGAAAAGGAACGGAAAUAUGACCUGUACCAAUGGGAUCAAAUUGCAAAAGAAGGGUUAUUUUUGGACUAAACAUUAAGAUGAACAUAAUUAUAGGAUUUUAGGCAGAUGCCACAACUCAGGGUUAGUGGUGGAUUUCUUGCAAGAGAUUCAACUAGAUGGAGAAUGCUUUGACCUUGCAGAUGUUCCCAUCAGCCCCAGCAAGCAUGGUCAAUAGCCAGGAAUGAUGGGAGUUGUAACUGAACAAGGACCACCUCUCCCCAUAUGAACUGACCUUGACCCUGGAAUCCUUAUCUGAGGCCCUUCUUCAUGUGUCUCCACUGUCAGAGGUCUGGAGGGCAGCAACACAAGAACAGGCCUUUUCUGUGGUGGCUCCCCUCUUCUGGAAUGCUCUCCCCUGGGAGGCUCGCCUGAUGCCUUCACUGCAUAUCUUCAGGUGCCAGACAAAAACAUUCUUUUUCUCCCAGGCCUUUGGCUAAUCAAGCAGUCUAUAUGGACUUUUAAACUGUGUGCGGUGAGGGUUAUUGUUUUUCUCUGUUACUAUGUUGCAUAUUUUUGUGUUUUUACGUUGUAAACCAGCCUGUGAUCCUUGCAUGAAGAGUGGUAUUGAAAUUUAAUUAGCAACAGCAGCAGCAGGAGAGCCAAAGGUUCUGCAUACCCGAACGGGAUGAUUGCUUCCAACUCGAUUCUAUAUUUUGAUGGUUCAGUUAGACACCUGACUAAAGUGCUUUGAAAUUGUUUUUCUCUUUUUAUAUGAACCUAUCCUAUGUCUUUCUCAUUCUCUUUUUUUUUUAAAACAUACUUUUUAUUAAUUUUACAAAAUACAAAAAAACAAAAAAACGGUACAUACUUAAACCCCUUUUCCACCUCCUUCCUACCCACCCACAUGGGUCCUCCCCUGCCACAGAAGUAUCCCAUGUUUGUGAACAGUCAGAAAUGGUCCAUUUUAUGCUUGGAUUUCUGUCCUCCUCCCCCUCCCCUGACCCCAAAGCCCCCCCCUGCCACCAGGGAGCUCCAGCAAACCAGGGCAGUACGCAGGAGGACAUCCAUCCAACCAUCUAUUGUUAUACCAAAAAAAGAGAAAAAUAGAAAUAGGAAAAAAAGGGGAAAAAGAAAGGGCGAAGAAAAAAAAGAAAAAGAAAAAAACAAUACAAAACAGAAAAAUUUUUCUUGCAUUCAUAGUUGAAAAACCAUAUUUUAUGGGCUUCCCCUCCCCCCCUUCCCCGGUUUUCAUCCCUUUUUUAUCAUCUGCAACAGUUUCUUACUUUAUAAAAAUACACCUUUGUAUCUUAUACAACUUAUAAAUCAAUUGUUAACAUUUUCAUCUAAUAUUCAAAUCACUGAAAAUUCAAACUCCCAUUUUCUCUUCCCGUGCCUAAUUUUUUUUUCUCCCUCUAUAAGCCUCCAUAUUUUCACAUUUUCCAAAAUCCAUUCACUUUUAAAACUAUAACUAUUCUCAAUUUAACCUUACAUCCCCGAUUACCGGCUCCACCCCCCCCAAUCCAGCAAAUUCCAAAAUCAGCAGACCAGUUAUAAACCUGUUAAUCCAUCCUUAUAAUCACAACAUCAC